GGCCUCAACACCUUCCUGUACUGGGUCCUGAUCACGGACCUGUCCAUCCUAUCGAUGAGGAUCUCUGCCUUUGUGCUGGUGUGUCUGCGGGUCAUGGCGGAGCUUGGGCUCUUCUUGCUGGCCCUGUGCUUCCUGAUCUUCGCCUUUGCCACCUCCAUCAGCACCCUGAAGCACGGGAUCCCGGACUUCGCAGGGAUCGGCCUGGCGGGGAUGUCCCUGCUGUCCAUCUGCUUGGGCAUCUUUCCGGCGGAGAAGUUCUACGACAUCGAGGAGAGCAUUUGGGUCAUGCUGGUGGUUUGCAGCUUCCUGGUGUUGGUGGGCGCCUUUCUGCUGAAUCUGCUGGUGGCACAGUUGAACCGCGCCUACAGCGAGCUCUUCCUCGACAUGCAGGGCUAUGCUCGCCUCAACCGGGCUGACGUCAUCGUGAGCACCAUGGCGAAGUCUGGCCGUAAGAGAUGGGCCCAGUUCUUGCAGAGCCUGCGCUUGGACGAGAAGCUGGAGUUCAACGAGGGCGACAUUGGCCUCGCAGGCGGCAUCAGCGCGUCCGAGCCGGCCAGCGUACACCCCACAACUGUAGACACGGUGAUCCGGUACGGUGGCUCCACCUCGACGGCGCAGCCGUGGCCGGAGGAGGAGUUGGACGAGGACAAGUUCGCCCGAUUGGAGAAGUUGAUUCUGCGCGUGGCGAGGCCGAAGGGCACUCCGAGGGCGCGGAAGUCCUAUGCCUCCAACGCCCCAAGCCAAGGUGCCUCUGGCGCGGAGAGCAGCGAUGGCUCCUCCUCAUCUGAGGAGGAGUCUGACGACUGAGGCGAUUCACAGGGGUUGCCGCGCCUGUUCCCUGGCAAUUUCCAAGGGCUCAACAAUUCCACUUCCAUUUGCU
This is a messenger RNA of Effrenium voratum, 880 nucleotides long. NCBI's taxonomy places the organism in Eukaryota, Dinophyceae, Suessiales, Symbiodiniaceae. The record is from the annotation of a GenBank genome assembly.